AUGUACGACUAAACAGACCAUUGCAUCGACUCCAAGAUGGCGUUAACACGUCUGGCUUGUGUUCUGGUCCUCCUAUCCAUACAUUGUAAGUACACGAUCGUGGCAGUGACGCUAACCACAACAAAUAACAAUCCAUGGGCCAAUGAAUUUGAAUCGAUUGAGCUGUCUUGCCUCAUAACAUCCAUCACGACUCAGGACCCACGAAUAGAAUGGAAAAAGAUCAAGGAUGGCGAACCAAGUUACGUCUACUUUAGAAACCAAGUAAAAGGAGACUUGGAGAACAGGGCAAAACUUCGAGAACCUGCCAGUUUAGUGAUCUUGAAUGCAACACGAUCAGACACUGCGCAAUACCGCUGUGAAGUCACCGCUCCGAACGACUCGAAAUCCGUCGAUGAAAUAUUGAUCAACCUGAUUGUGAGAGUGAAGCCAGUGGUUCCCAAGUGCAUCGUGCCCAAGUCGGUACCCGUGGGCAAGUCUGCAGAGCUCCACUGCCUGGAGGAAGAAGGCUACCCCAAACCACAGUACCAGUGGUUCCGCAACAAAGAGGAGAUCCCUGUCGACCCCAAGAGCAGCCCCAAGUUCUUCAAUUCCUCCUACACCCUGACCACCAGUACGGGAACUCUGAAAUUUAGUGCUGUCAGGAAGGAAGAUGCAGGAGAGUAUUACUGCAGAGCCAAGAAUGAUGCAGGCCAGACAGUAUGUGGUCCACAGAUGAUGGAAGUCUAUGACCUUAAUGUGAUAGUGAUCAUAGUGGCUGUACUGGUGGUGGUGGGGGUUCUGCUGUGUAUAACGGCUGGUAUUUGCUGCGCCUAUAAACGAGGCUACUUCACUAGUCAGAAGCAGACAGGAAACAAUUACAAACCCUCAGCGAAAGGAGAUGGAGUGGACUAUGUCAGAACUGAGGAUGAGGGUGAUUUCCGACACAAAUCCUCAUUUGUCAUAUGAAUGAUGGAAGGAAAUGGAAAGUGAAGGAAGUGUAAACCUUGUGGACAAAAUUCUCCCCU
This is a messenger RNA of Chanos chanos (milkfish), 1004 nucleotides long. It is a transcript of the gene jam3b, whose product is annotated as junctional adhesion molecule 3b. Gene Ontology annotation, cellular component: protein complex involved in cell adhesion; cell-cell contact zone; plasma membrane. The record is from RefSeq and is a predicted model, not a curated record. Gene Ontology annotation, biological process: cell-cell adhesion; cell migration. Gene Ontology annotation, molecular function: protein heterodimerization activity; cell-cell adhesion mediator activity; integrin binding. Lineage: Eukaryota; Metazoa; Chordata; Actinopteri; Gonorynchiformes; Chanidae. The transcript has 9 exons.